AAUCUGCUGUCUAGUUACAUAGUCCUCAUAUCCAUGGCAACAUUCUAUUUUAGAACGUUAGACUAAAUUGUAGCGAAAUUGUAGAAACUUUCGAUUAUAUAUUGAGGGGGUAGAUGGCUUAUACCGAAUUCACAUUUAAACCUUAGGAUCAGAUGUUGUAAGCAGGACAAAUGGGCCUGUUUGAUAAACUGUCGGGAUGGCUGGGUCUGAAGAAGAAAGAAGUGAACGUGUUGUGUUUGGGACUGGACAACAGCGGGAAAACCACCAUCAUCAACCAACUCAAGCCCAGUAAUCUAAGGUUUUAUGGCCCACUCUCAGACGACUGGAAACAUGUUAGUCAGGUGAAGACCCAGACACAAGACAUUGUCCCAACUAUUGGCUUCAAUAUAGAACAAUUCAAGAGUUCAAGUUUGUCUUUCACAGUGUUUGACAUGUCUGGUCAGAGCAGAUAUAGAAGCCUAUGGGAACAUUAUUACAAAGAGAGUCACGCGAUCAUAUUUGUCAUCGAUAGUGGAGACAAGUUACGAAUGGUCGUUGCCAAAGAGGAACUUGAUACUCUUCUCAAUCACCAAGACAUCUGCAGUAGGAGGAUGCCUGUGCUGCUCUUUGCUAAUAAGAGUGACCUGAGAGAAGCCAUGUCUUCAGUCAAAGUCUCUCAGCUGCUCUGUCUGGAGAACAUCAAGGACAAACCCUGGCACAUCUGUGCCAGUAAUGCUGUAAAAGGAGAGGGCCUACAGGAGGGGGUGGACUGGCUACAAGGUACAUAACUGCGUGUGUGUGCAUAUCAUAUCAGAAUAAUGAAUGAAAUGAAAUGAAUGAAAGGCUUACGAUGUGAUGGAGAGAAGAGGGACCUCCACAACUACAGCAUGGCUCCUCCAACCGGCUGUGUUAUUGCUUAUCUUCUGUCACUAUUUACAUACAGUAUGUGGUGCGAGGGAAUCAUCUGUUUUUCCUUUCUAUUUGAUACUCUGUCAUGAUGCCUACUGAUGCCUACUGUAUGAGACUGUUGUAAAGUGUUGAUGUUGUUGAACCGUUUGCUGUAGUGAAGAGAGACCACCCUCUGAGAUGGAUUCACCUGGGAUGGAAUGUAGUCUAGGGGUUUUAAGAGCGUUGGACCAGUAACCAAAAUGUCGAUGGUUCGAAUCCCCAAGCCAACGAGGUGAAAAAUCUGUCAAUGUCCCCUUGAGCAAGGUAACCCUAAUUGCUCCUGUAAGUCGCUCUGGAUAAGAGCCUCUGCUAAAUGACUAAAAUGUAAAUGUAUUCAGACUGUUAUUUAGUGUUACAGCACGUGAUGUGUAACUGUGUUGUUUGCUUGUGGAAAGAUAUGAUUAAUGUAUUCUGUUGUUAAACAUUUUACCCUCCAUAUUUCUGAACUGUACUUGAUGCUCGUUUUGUAUGCCAUUAAAUGUGCUGUGAUGUUUUCAGACAUAGUACACCAGUCAGUGCUACAAUAUAUUGCUAUAUAUGUUGGUAUGUUUUAAUGAAAACAAUUAAAGGCGUAGCAUUUG
Molecule: messenger RNA, 1508 nt
Organism: Oncorhynchus nerka (sockeye salmon)
Lineage: Eukaryota; Metazoa; Chordata; Actinopteri; Salmoniformes; Salmonidae
Product: ADP-ribosylation factor-like protein 6
Exons: 8
Coding region: 171-767 (198 amino acids)
Biological process (GO): cilium assembly; protein localization to cilium; intracellular protein transport
Cellular component (GO): axoneme; cytoplasm
Molecular function (GO): GTP binding; GTPase activity
Source: RefSeq, a predicted model, not a curated record